Molecule: messenger RNA, 6941 nt
Organism: Sardina pilchardus (European sardine)
Lineage: Eukaryota; Metazoa; Chordata; Actinopteri; Clupeiformes; Clupeidae
Gene: foxj3
Product: forkhead box J3
Exons: 12
Coding region: 389-2278 (629 amino acids)
Biological process (GO): regulation of transcription by RNA polymerase II
Cellular component (GO): nucleus
Molecular function (GO): DNA-binding transcription factor activity, RNA polymerase II-specific; RNA polymerase II cis-regulatory region sequence-specific DNA binding
Source: RefSeq, a predicted model, not a curated record
GAGAAAGGCGAACUGGAAAGGCGGAGAAGCCGAGGGACGCCACGGACUCACCGGCUAGGGGACAGCGGCCAGAGCCCACCGACAACGGACGCCAGAGACUCUUUAACUGACAGAAAGGAAACUUUUCCCGUUAUUAAACAGGAGAUAGGGGAGGGACACCUACCUAACUCCACCUGGACUGAUCCCGAACAGCAAGACUGCCAGUUGACACAGCCAGGGUGUAACACCAGGUGGAGCGUUCCCGUCGCAGCUCGCCAUCCGAGGGAGUUCUCUCGCCUCCUCCUCCUCCUCCUCCUCCUCCUCCUCCUCCUCCUCCUCUUCCUCGCACCCCCGCCCUGCCCUGCCCUGCCCCCCCCCUCCUCCUCCUCCUCCUCCUCCAGCCGUUGCCAUGACGUCGGAGCUGGAGAGCAGCCUGACGUCGAUGGACUGGCUCCCGCAGCUGAGCAUGCGCGCGGCCAUCCAGAAGGCGGACGCCCAGAGCGCGAGCGCGCACGUGAAGAAGAGCGCCCCCGGUGGCGGCGGAGGGCUGCUGGACCCGCACACACACACGCUGGACCAGGACGAGGCGCAGCAGCACAAGGACGGCAAGCCGCCCUACAGCUACGCGUCGCUCAUCACCUUCGCCAUCAACUCCUCGCCAAAGAAGAAGAUGACGCUCAGCGAGAUCUACCAGUGGAUCUGCGACAACUUCCCUUACUACAGAGAGGCCGGCAGCGGCUGGAAGAACUCCAUACGGCACAAUCUCUCCUUGAACAAGUGUUUCCUCAAAGUGCCUCGCUCCAAAGACGACCCAGGAAAGGGUUCCUACUGGGCCAUAGAUACAAACCCAAAAGAGGAUGCCCUCCCUACAAGACCCAAGAAGAGGCCACGCUCUGGAGAAAGGGCCUCCACUCCAUACAGUCUGGAGCAGGAGUCGUUGGGAAUGGACUGCAUCAUCCCUGGAAGUGCCUCUCCAACGCUGGCAAUCAACACUGUGACUAACAAGGUGGCGCUGUAUAACCCAGAGCAGGACGGCAGUGACAGCCCCCGGAGCAGCCUCAACAACAGCCUGUCUGACCAGAGCCUGGCCUCAGUCAACCUCAACAGCUACACACCGGUGUCCUCUCACCCUGAGCAGGUGUCCCAGGUGUCGCAGGUGUCCCAGGUGUCGCUGCAGCAGCAGCAGCAGCCCCAGUCCCAGUACAGCAUCCCCGAGCGGGACAAGCAGCUGCUCUUCUCCGACUUCGAAGAUCUCAGUGCCUCUUUCCGCAGCCUGUACAAAUCUGUGUUUGAGCAGUCCUUCAGCCAGCAGGGCUUGAUGGGCAUGCCCUCGGAUUCGGCAGCCCAGCAGACACACACUUCGUGUUCCUACCAGCACUCCCCCAGCAGCAGCACACACUCCCACACACACACUCACGCCCACACACACACACACACACACAGCGGGCAGAACAACAGCACCAACUCCCACCCCAACUCCAUCCCCACCAGCGGAAGCCAAAUGCCCCUGACACACUCCCCCCACCCUGCCCAUGGGUCCCCCCACACACACACACACACACACACACACCCUCAGCACCUGCCCCCGCACGGCCAGCACGGCGGGCACGCCACACACACACAGCACACGCAGCACACACAGCACAGCCAGCACCCCCCGCACACACACUCCCCGCACGCACACGCACACACACACGCACACACAGCCCACUCGGCCCAGCACGGACAGCAGCAGCAGCACCAGCAGCUGGGACACCAGAGCCAGAUGACCUGCAGCAACGCUGGACUCCUCAGUGACUGGUACCCCAGUCUGGAUGCUCUGAAGGAGAGCUGUCGCAUCGCGAGCAGCUACAACUGGGCGGAUGUGGACCUGUCACCCUUCCAAGGUCUGAAGGAGAGCAUGCGCCAGGCGGAGCUGAAUAACUGGUCGCUGGAGCCGACUCAGAUCGCUGACCUCUGCUCCUCCAUCAACCAGUUCUUCGCCCGCACCGGCGUCAUCCCGCCACAGGGGGCAGUGCAGCCACCCGUCUGCCACGGAGCAAUGCACCCCAGCAAGCCCAGCCAGCACAUCAACACAGGAAACAUGUACAUGGACAGCAGACAGACCAUGUCCUCCAUGAUGGGGCCGCCCGGAUACCCCCACAUGCCCCCCAUGAGCAGCGCGGGGCCCACCAUGACCCCCCACGGUCAUCAUGCCCAGAUGAAUCAGCAGCACAUGAUGCCUCCUGGAAACUUCCAGAUGCGGCAGAUGCCAGCGGACGACAUCCAGGACGACUUUGACUGGGAUUCCAUCGUCUAGACGCUCCUCACACAUACACAUACACACACACACACACACACACACACACACACACAUAUACACACACUCCCAUUCACACGCAUACACACACACACUCUCAGCCCAGCAGAGCAGCCCAGGAGAGAUGACUGAUCUGCUGCCAGAAGAGAGGACAACACGUGAUGGACAGAAGGAAUGAUGGAUGGAUAGAUGGAUGGACUGAUGAAUGGAUGAAUGGAUAGAGGGAUGAACUGAAGGACUGGUGGAGGUUGGGACUUCUCCCCCCAUGAAAAAAAGAAAGAAAAAAGAAAAGGUGAAAUGCAGAACAGAAAAAAAGAGACUUGACUAUCGGGGUUUUUAUGAGAAAAUAGAACUGCAAACAGAACUCUGUUCCUUUGAAGACAAUCACGUUUACUAGCGUUUGUUUCAGUGAUGACUUCCUGUCCGUCGUGAUCACUUCCUGUCUGUCGUGGUCCCGUCCGUAGCCUUCCGCCCCCCCGCCUCUCGUGUGCCGCUGUGACCCCUCCCCCGCCUCCUGCUUCUUCCUCUCUCACACACACACACACACACACACACACACACACACACACUCUGCAUCGUCCUUCUUCCUGUCUCUGCCUCUGCAGCCACUCCCUCCGACUGACUCUCACACACCCUAAGCCGGGUGGCAUCUCCACACACACACACACACACACACACCCUCGUAUGCACACACACACCCUCAGUCACUCAUUCACUCUCUCUGUGUCAUGAGGUCUGUCUGAUGUUGAUUAGGAUUGCCAUGGGCUAUAUAUUCAGACACUAUGGGUUGGUGUGUGUGUGUGUGAGUGAGCGAGUGUGAGUGUGUGUGAGAGCGAGUGUGUGUGUGUGUGUGUGAGUGAUGCUUUAUCUGUUUCCCUGUCACAAUGGAGGAAUCAACAGGGCCCAGGUUCUGAACUAUCCAACACACUCACACACACAAGCACACACUGUGUGGAUGAGUGUGAGUGGCCCCAAGGUCUGCAGUGGUGACCUGGAUGUAGCCAAACUCCUGUCCAUCACGGACCCCUCCUCACUCUGCCCCCCGCGGGGGUGUCCCCCCUGCCCAAUGCCCCUCUGCCCAAUGCCCCCCUGCCCCCCCCGCGGGGGUGUCCCCCCUGCCCAAUGCCCCUCUGCCCAAUGCCCCUCUGCCCCCCCCGCGGGGGUGUCCCCCCUGCCCAAUGCCCCUUUGCCCCCCCGGCGCAUGUAGAUGCCCCUCCGGCCUGGCACAAGACUGCCCAGAUCAAGACUGGCCUGUCAAGCAUCUGAAAUCCACCCAAUCAAUCAUGAUCAGUAUUCGUGCCAUACGCAAUCAGUUCUGCACUGCAGACGUGUAGUGUGUGUGUGUGUGUGUGUGUGUGUGUCUGUGUGUGUGUGUGUGUCUGUGUGUGUGAGUGAGUGUGAGAUUAUGCAUGUGAUGCUUGUACACCAGACUAUUGGGUGUAAAGUGGAGUAAUGAUCAGAGAUGAGCACAAAGCAGUUGCACAGGGUUCCGAGGUGUGUGUGUGUGUGUGUGUGUGUGUGUGUGUGUGUGUGUGUGUGUGUGUGUGUGUGUGUGUGUGUGUGUGUGUGUGUGUGUGUGUGUGUGUGUGUGUGUGUGUGUGUGUGUGUGUGUGUGUGUGUGUGUGUGUGUGUGUGUGUGUGUGUGUGUGUGUGUGUGUGUGCUUCCUAGAGAAUGAAUUUGCACAGGGGCAGGUUUGUGCUGAUGGCCCAGAGACAAUCAGAACGUCUUUGUUGCUUUUGGGUUGCUAUGGUGAUCUGGACAGUCACACUCUAAUCAUGCACAUCUCAAACUGGCAGGGUCUGUGGCAUCUCUCCCACACACACACACACACACACACACACACACACACACAUACACACACACACUCUCUCCUGGUGGGCAGUGAACUGUGUGUUUCCUGCCAAUGUGCCCAGAACUAAUCAUGAUGCCCAUCUAAGAGCUCCCUUAUGCUGAUGACGUGUUAAUGUGUGUGUGUGUGUGUGUGAGACACAGAACGUGUGUGUACAGGUUUUCAGAGAGACAUUAGUGCCAAAGAGAGGGGCAGAGUCCAGACCAGGGGUGUCAAGCGGAAGGCCCGCGCAGGUCAUGCUCGCCAGCAGGGGUCAUGAUGUUAUGGUGUCAUGGUUACGCUGGCCAGCAGGGGUCAUGAUGUUAUGGUGUCAUGGUUACGCUGACCAGCAGGGGUCAUGAUGUUAUGGUGUCAUGGUUACGCUGACCAGCAGGGGUCAUGCAGGGGUCAUGAUGUUAUGGUGUCAUGGUUACGCUGGCCCUGCAGGUCAUGCAGGGGUCAUGAUGUUAUGGUGUCAUGGUUACGCUGGCCCUGCAGUUCAGACUGGACACCUGCACAUCUCUCUCUCUUGCUUCCUGGCCAGGUUUGCCUGGUCCAAUCACAAACUGGCUUAGCCACCAGGCGCACCCCGAUCGUUGGUCUGAUUGGUUGAAGGACUAUCCAAAUACUUACGGAGUCAUGUGAACGAUGCCCACUGAUCACGCCUCUUGUGCAGUAGAAAUAAAGCACAGACUCCCCAGACUAAUGUUCAGUCUUAAAAGAUUGAGCUUAGUAUGGUGAUAGCCAGGCUAGUUUUGAGUAUGAGGGAACAAUUGAUUACACCUAGCAAACCAAUUCAUCCUCAAGAAGGAAGGUCAAAAACUGACAAUGAAGUGUUUGGUGCUUCAAGAGAUUUGCUCUUCAGUAGGUAUAACGGAGGAGUAUAUCAAUAAUAUAUAAUAUAAUAUCAAUAAACACAACUCUGAUGCCAAUGCAGAGAGAUGAUGACGGCGACGGUGAUGACCGCCCCCACCAGGUCUCGUCCCAGCAGAUCCGGCCCGCUGCCUGCUAUGAGUUUGACACCCCUGAUGUAGAGUGUUGAAACCAGGAGAUGUGAGUUGGUGGUCCAUUCAGUUUGUAGUAGUAAGUCAUUUUCCCAGUUGUUUUUCCCAGUUAUGAGCAGGAUAUUGCAAUCCCCGAGUGAUUCCUACUCGUCAGCUCAUUCGCACCCCGAGUACCCCGAGUGUGGAUCUCCAAGAUGGCCGCCCCCGUUAACAGGAAGUGAGCCCCAUAGAUGAGCCGCUGUGUCCUGUGGACACCUCGUUAAAGCAGGAACAGAAGCGGCAGUGUGCAGCCUCUAUCUGGCGUGACAUGCGAGUAGAAUACUGUUCAAUGCCUCCUUACAAACUGGCAUUUCUAUAUGCGGCAACAAUCACUAACAACAGACAGUUGCUAUAGCACCUGGAAAUGCAUCCAACUUGGUCUUUACUCACAUGUGACGUCAUUCCCAGUUACCACUUCGGAGUGCCAACAUACAAGGGCACACUGCACUUCCUGUUGCGUUGCCGUGUGGCGGUAGUCGUCCUGCCAGCCUCUGCGUUGCCUGGGCUGCCACGAGUAGCCGUGUCAGAAUCAGAAGGCAGUUUCCUGCUUCCUGUUGCCUUCUGCUGUCUAGCGAGCCGCUUGCCGUAGAGCCAUCAAGUUAUCAGUUGUAAACUUGUUUCAGACGGCCUAGCAAGAUAUCAAAAGCAGGCCGCUAUUGCCGUGAUGCCAGAAAGCAUAACAGCGUUGGACUGCACAGAUCUUGACAUCUAGUUACCAGCAGCUGCUCAUCAUCAGAUGGAAUUCAGGAUGUCAAAGGCAGCAUGAAGGAUACAUCUAUGCUGCCUUUAAAAUUCGUCAAAACGAAGGCAUCUUAGAAGGCAGGACUUUUAUCGUUACGGACACAGCCAAUGGGUCUGUGGCUUUCAAUCAGUUUGAUCACGUCCGAAAGCACCAUGAUGCGUGAGCGUCGUCUCGACGCGUGGUAGAGGAUCUAGCCCCGCCCCCAGGGCACACCGCUGCAGCAGAGAGGAGAAUCGAUCCGCCCGUCCGUCUCCUCGUCUCCAAUCAGAACCUCACACAGCUCUGCGCUCACAGCACUUAAGGGGGCAAUUAUGUUGAGCUGGAAGGGCACUUGCUCCGUGACGGCCAAAGGCCAAGUAUCACCAUGUAAUGAAAGUGAAACUAAAUUCACCAAACUGCCCCAUUAGUCAAACUGGCACCAGUGUUAGCUGACGUGAAACGAAACUCACCAGUCCCACAGCCUGGAACAGCCUGCUUGGCAGACGUGAGAAUAAAAGCACAAUGUUGUCUACAUCUUCUCCAGUGUCCAAUCAGAGAGGAUCUAAAGCAUCUGGUGCCCAGUGAUUGGUGGAAUGGCUCUGCUGAUGGCAACGUGAUUGGAGGAACUUGGGAAAUGAACUGCCUACUAAUAGUCUCGAUUAGCCAGAAUUAGGCAGAGAAAGAGAAACGUCUGUUGGAUCAGUCAGUUUUAAGUGUGUGUGUGUGUGUAUAGUCCCUUUGUGUGUGUGUGUGUGUGUGAGAGAGAGCUUUUCUGUACGUAUCUUUGUGUGCGAGAUGUAACCGUCUCUGAUGACAACUCAUUUUUGCUACUGUGGAGAUGCGCGUGCAAGAGAGAUUACGGUGGAGCCAGACCAGGGCGGUCAUGAGGAGAUCGCCCUGGCAACACUGGCCCUCAGACGAGCGUCAUAGCAACGGCACAGAGACUGUGCCAUAGUGGUGAUGGUGAAAGCAGUCUGCCCAGGCAUAGUGGUGUGUGUCGGAGGCCUCUUUUCUUCAAUGUUGGUGUUGUGCUUACUGUAAAUAAAUGUCUCUACAGUCGUCCUCUUGUU